AUGGCAGAGGUCAUCAUUGUGUCUUUUUACUUCUCCAAGAAGAUGCUGAUUGCAGUCUUUUGGAAGAAAGUGGCUGUGUACAGCCCAUACCCAAGGAUUGGGAGCUACAUCCGGUUCAACGUCAUGUCCUCUCAACCCACCAAGUCCAGUUUGUCCUACUCAGACACUCAUGAUGCUCAAGACUUCCUGGCAGAGGGUUUGCGGAAUGAGAACCUCAGCGCUGGUGCUCAGGACCAGAGAGACCACAUUCUCCGGGGCUUCCAGCAAAUCAAAUCCAGGUACUGUUGGGAUUUUCAACCUCAAGGAGGAGACGUUGGCCAGGACAGCUCUGAUGACAAUCUGAAUGGGAUUCAUGGCCCACCACUCACAUCAGAGGCAUUCUUUUGGUCAGAUUAUCAGGAUGAGGGCGUGGAAAACAUCUUAAGAGGGGCUCAGGAGCUGGAUACCAUCAUCAAGCAAGGAUACCUGGAGAAGAAAAGCAAAGAUCACAGCUUCUUUGGGUCAGAGUGGCAGAAGCGAUGGUGUGUUGUCAGCAGAGGCCUCUUCCUCUACUAUGCGAACGAGAAAAGCAAGCAGCCUAAAGGGACCUUCCUCAUUAAAGGCUACAGUGUCCGGAUGGCUCCCCACCUUCGAAAAGACUCCAAGAAAGAAUCCUGCUUUGAACUGACUUCCCAGGAUAGGCGCAGCUAUGAGUUUACAGCUCUUAGUCCAGCUGAAGCCAGAGACUGGGUGGAUCAAAUAAGUUUCUUGUUAAAAGAUCUGAGCUCCUCAACCAUUCCCUGUGAAGAGGAAGAGGAAGAGGAGGAGGAAGAGGAGAAAGAGGAAGAAACAUACGAUGACAUUGAUGGCUUUGACUCCCCAAAGUCUGGUUCCCAGUGCAGAGCCAAGACCUUGCCUGAGCCUACAGAUGAAGAAGAGGACAUUUAUGAAGUCCUGCCAGAUGAAGACCUUGAAUUAGAAGAGGAUGCACAUGGUACUCACCGACGGCCAGUGGACUAUGCCAGUUAUUACCAGGGCCUAUGGGAUUGCCAUGGUGACCAGCCAGAUGAACUGUCCUUCCAACGAGGUGACCUCAUCCGAAUUCUGAGCAAGGAGUACAACAUGUACGGCUGGUGGGUAGGAGAGCUGAACAGCCUCAUCGGGAUUGUUCCAAAGGACUACCUCACCACCGCCUUUGAAGCAGAAGAAUGA
Molecule: messenger RNA, 1191 nt
Organism: Cricetulus griseus (Chinese hamster)
Lineage: Eukaryota; Metazoa; Chordata; Mammalia; Rodentia; Cricetidae
Source: RefSeq, a predicted model, not a curated record